Messenger RNA from Mercenaria mercenaria, 3944 nucleotides. RefSeq names its product cysteinyl leukotriene receptor 1-like. Gene Ontology annotation, cellular component: plasma membrane. Gene Ontology annotation, biological process: G protein-coupled receptor signaling pathway. The record is from RefSeq and is a predicted model, not a curated record. NCBI's taxonomy places the organism in Eukaryota, Metazoa, Mollusca, Bivalvia, Venerida, Veneridae. Gene Ontology annotation, molecular function: G protein-coupled receptor activity. The transcript has a single exon. The coding region runs from base 104 to 1435 and encodes 443 amino acids.
GUAUAGAGAUAAAGUGAACAUUUGUAGAUAUAAUAUUAUUUGUAAAAAAUAGAUAUUUAAAAGUUAAAAUAUAUUACAAAAAUAGUAUUCAAACAAAAAAAAAAUGGAUAAUUUCACUUCUGCAAUAAACACGACGGCCUCUAUUUUGAAUGAAACGACGUCACGUGGACCAACACCAUUACCAGCGACACCUCCGCCAUUAGGUUACUAUGGUGAAACAAGAGAAAUGCUUUGGAAGGUGAUCUCACCAAUUAUCAUGGUCUGGGGUACAGUUGGAAACAUUUUGAUAUUCAUUGUGCUUCUGCGACAAAAGAAUAAAAUAUCGUCGACAGCCUUGUAUCUGAUGGCUCUAGCUGUUUCGGACACGAUCGUCCUGUACACUGGACCAUUACGCCAAUGGAUGAAACAGACCUGGAAUUAUGAUAUCAGGUGGCAAACAGACGCCGGCUGUAAAUUUCAAGUUUACCUUACGUAUGCUAGUUUGCAUUGUUCCUCGUGGCUGCUAGUCGCGGUAACCCUAGAACGCGCAGUGAGCGUUGUUUUCCCUCACAAGGUAAGAAUUGUGAGUACGAAGAGAACAGCAAUGAUUGCAAUUUUCGCAAUAUUUAUGUUUACCUACGGCUUGAAUAUUUUCCAUCUUGUUAUAAUGGGACUUAAGGGUUACCGGACACUCCAACCGUGUGCGCCUAAAACGAAAGAGUAUCUGGAAUUUCGGGACGACAUUUAUGUAUGGAUCGACUUUUGCGUGGCAUUUGCUGCACCGUUCAUUCUCUUGCUCAUUGGAAACAUUUCUAUAAUUGUUUACUUGCAAAAAUCAAGAGCUAAACAAAAAACAAUGGCCGCCGCACGUGGACAAACUGGCGCGUCUUCUGCACGUGAUACAAGAUCUGUGUCAGUACUUAUGGUUGCUCUCUGUGUGAUUUUCUGCCUUACCGUGACCCCGGCAAGUUUAUUCAAUGCCAUAUUGCCUUACAAAGCCGAAGAAAUAAAUGAACUUUUUAAAACUGAUCCUUACAAAGCAUGGGAUGACUACCAGUUUCUUUCGUUUCAGCACGCGAUUGUUAAUCUUGUAAGCUACACCAAUGCGUCAUUUAAUUUCAUUCUGUACGUCUUCAGCGGAAGCAAAUUCCGCAAGGAACUCAAGGCAAUGGUUGGCUGCCAGGAGGCAGGUACCUCUGGAGUUUUCGGCUCUAAAUCAAAAUCUCCAAGUAAUGGUAAGACAACAACAACAUCAGUUAGCGCCACCAAAGAAUCGCAAUAUCAGUAUGUCGCUAAGUCACAACCUACAGACACCACAUCGGUUAGCGCCAUUAAACAAUCGCAAUAUCAAUCUACUGACACUAAAUCCAAAAAUGACAACGUUGUUCACACGGAAAACAGCGCUAUAAACCACUUUGAUUCUGUUGUUGAAAAUGAUGGACAAGCUAUAGAUUAAGACUUGUGCGAAUGGGAUAAAUUUUGGCGUUUGAUAACGAAGAAAAACUAAAUUAUUUACGAAUAAACAAAUAAUGACAAAAAUAUUUCAACUUUACAGUGGGCCACAAUGUGUAACUGCAAUGUCUUCGUCUGAUCAAGCCAUCAGCGGAAAUGAGUUUAAUUCAGCCUCGGAAAAAUAUUCUUCAGUAGUGUUAUUUCAUUUUCGAAACUGGAAACAUUCAACUAUUGACAUGCAAAAAAGGCCUUAAAUGUCGUAAUUUAUUGAUAUUUCUGUAUUGUUCUACUCAAUUUUCCCCGAUCACAGUCUGUCACAUUUUUAAAUUAUACAACGGACAUCACAUUUUUAAAUUAUACAACGGACAUAUUCUGACAAUUUCAAAAAUUGCCUUUUGAUUGCAGUCGAUUUAUAUUUUGCAAUGGAAGUCUGUCCAAACAAAAGUUGAUUCAUAUUGAAGUCAUUUAUUUAAAUUUAGAAACCACGACGCGUCAAACCAAGAUAAUCUUUUUAAAGAUUGUAACGGCUUGAAACAUACUUUGUACGCAUUAUUUACUCCAUGAAGUACAUUUUCUUUUUUGUUAAAUGAACUUUCAUCCAGAGCAAAUUUACAUAUUUGCAUUACAGGUUUAUUUUCAUAUGAAUGUGGGUUCGUCACAGAUCUAUGACAGGUUGUUCUGUGCGGGCUUUUAGUUUGGCUUCAUUGGGUUUAUUAUAAAUAUACGUAUUAACUCCUUAAAAGGUAAAUUUAUCAAAUAAUCAUGGCAUUCGCGUUAUAUAUGCUCUGAUUUAAAACGAUUCAGAAUUCCGACCAGCAGGAUUGGAACCAAGCAUCUGAGCGGUGAACCAUGCUAAAUCAAAACGAAAACCACAAAAAGGCCUUGUUUUUGUUCAUUCUUACAUGCUCACACAAUCAUGAUGAAAAAAAAAUUAUACUGAACUUCAUUCAUCCCACUGGCAUCAAGUGGCUGCAUGACGUCAUAAUGUUCUUUCACCGGUUCACGCGUCAACCUUUGUUUGUCGCAGAAUUUACAACACAUGACUUCCUUUUUUGUUUAUCCGACAAAAAUGUGAGCCAAGGUUGAAAGCAAUAUCUUUCAUAAAAAAAUUACAUUAAGACUUUCUAUAACAUAAAGCCACCAUUUUCAUGAUACAAUUUAAAUAUACAUGUAUUUAUGUUUUUAAGGCAAAGUGAAGUGUUGUUGUUUGUUUCUCACUAUAUGUUUUAUAUAGUUUCGCAUUUUGCAUUAGCAUUAUAUGUCAGUUUGAAAAUUGCGUCUGCUGUGUAUAUCCUUUCCGCAGCCUUAACGUACUAAAACGUAUUAGCGUCUGAUGGUCCUUUCACGCUUCCGUAGAAACAACAUUUAUUACAAAAAAGAAAACGCAUUCAAAUGUGGUAGUAAUCAAUUAAAAACGUGUUGAAAAGUGCAGAAUUUUGACGUGCUCCGGGUAUGCCGAUGCGCGUUGCUAUGGACACUGAUAUUUCAGCGAAUAAUAUAAAAUGCAUUUAUAUUUCAACUUCACGCUUACUAGAAAAUGUUAAUCAAAGUUUAUUUUAAGUUUCAUAGUAAUGCGACAAAUAAUAAGGACGUUAUACGGACAGUAUACGAACUUCCCGAUCACCCCUCGUAUAUGAUGUUUAACAGAACCUUUCACAUUUAUAAAAUUUUGAAAAUGUUUUACAUAUGUUUCAAGCCCAUAAAACAAAGCUUAUGUUCGUGAAUAUUGCAAUGAAAAAGUAUUUCCGUUGAGACUGUCUAGCUUUGAUAGAAGCAUACCAGCGUCUAUUAGGGUCUGAAAGUGCAAUAUGGAAAACCAAGAGCAACAAACGGAUAAAAAGAAUUCUUGACAAUGUGAUUAAAUUUCUAUCCAAAUCAUACAGCAUGUCUAACUCAACUUGAGGGUUUUAUUCCCUCUGUUUAAGAGGGUAUAUAACAAGUAAAACUACAAACAAAAUAUUUCUUAAAUUGGUACAGUCUGUUGCAGUGAUCUCUGCAAUAUGUAGAUAGAUUCUAUUUUGGGUAUAACUUCUUUUGAACCUUCAAAAAACAGAGUUGAAAAUUCACGAAUAUUUUUGUAAAUAGAUUUUUAUAUACAAUACAAAAUAGCACUGCAAAGAAUGGUUAGUUUUGUCUUGUUUGAUAGAUCUAGUUCUCAGCAAGUUACACACAAAAGCAAAACUAUCUGUCUAUUAGUAUUUUAUUUAUUUAUAAAAAAAUUACAUGAUGAUAUUUCUGUGUCAAAAUUUGUGUAAAUAUUCUGUUACUGCUUAACUUAAAAAUAAACACAGAUUCUUGCUGUAUUUAUUGUAUUUUAUGCUUUGGUGGACAACUGCUAUAUUUUUUUCUCCAUUUUUCAAGUUUGCCGGUUUCCCUUUACUGUUAGUAUCGCAAUGUUUUCACCGCAACCUACCAUCUUAAUUGUGGAAACCUGACAAAUACAUGUAGUUUGAGUAUUCAGGAUAAUUAUAUGAAAAUCUAUCUAUUAAAGAAAAACUACCAUAUGUUUUUAA